Orbicella faveolata is the source of this 1961-nucleotide messenger RNA. RefSeq lists its product as uncharacterized. The record is from RefSeq and is a predicted model, not a curated record. Lineage: Eukaryota; Metazoa; Cnidaria; Anthozoa; Scleractinia; Merulinidae.
GCCGGCCUGAUGGGUCACUUGGCUCGUAUGCAGACUUUACCUUAACCUUACUGUAGUAUAGCACGAUUCCGAAAGCUCAUGAAAUCACAAUCUGUUACCGGUCUUGCUAGAACGUGCCUCACUUCUAUGUUACCCUACAUAUAUCUAGCCUGAGCUUUGGAGUUAUAACCAUGAAAAGGGCUAUAUAAGACCACUUAAGACCUGUGACAUGACCAGCAGUAACUUUCUACUUUUGAGAGAGGACUAAAUUACCGCAAGGGUUCGCUUGUCGCGUGUACUGUUAGGUGCUCAGUUUCAGUUAUUCUAUUAGCAGGUGGCGGUUUUGUUUGAGGUCGUAAUUUCAGGAGACAGUUUCACCCACAUGAAGUACUCAUUCUGGUGGCACGGCGCAACGGGGGACAACGUCAUAGAUCUGCCUACUGCACCUUCUUACAUCACCGUUCGAUCAGACAUCCUUUUCAAUUUACAAAACGUGUGUGUAUUCAUUCCACAUAAGAAAAAUUUUACGUUUUGAUUUGAACCCUCUAAUUACGAUUAGUUCUAUUCGCCUUCUCUACCUGCUGAUGUGUAACGCGUGAUGAAACCUUUGUUUUGGAUUUGGCUGGUUACUCGCGUGGUUUCGACCACAGCAGAGCGAAGAAGUGUUGUGGCUCCUCAAUCUGUUGUGAAUCCCAAGGAAACAAGGACACAGACCAUAAACACAGCUCCAAUUACCAUCCACGUCCCAUUCCUCAAGAGUUCUGGCACACGCCAACAACCAGCUGCUCCAGCGGCUAUUGCCCAAGAAGCACCCGAGGGUACAUACUUGUUUCCUGUCACAGAACAAAAUAAAGAGCAGCCUCCAACAGUCAACUUGGUGCUCAAUCUAAGGCUGGUUAUGGACGGAGAAAAGAAAGCCGGGCAGUCAGAAUUUGUUGUCAAUGAACCAACGUCUGCACCAGCAGUUAGAGCGAAUUCUGGAGAGUAUGUCGCCCAUGAGGUAAAGAUCGUAACCCCAAACACAAAUCUCAACCCCAGUCCGACUCCAGCGUCAUCCAUCGGUUUACAGGGAGAAAUCAAUCAAGGCGAUGUCCCGGCAUUGUCCACCACACAAGGGAAUAACCCGAAUGCUCCUCAACAGCCCGCCAAAAACUUCGGCGUUGUUCCUUCUUUUCUUCUUGUCCCCAAAAGACGGGUGUUGCACAACGUACGAUCAAAUAUGAAAGCAGUUGUACCAGGGUUACCAAUGGCCAGGUUCAGGCAGCAAUUUCUUUUUGAGCACAACAAGAAGCGCCUUCUUCACGGAGUAUCACCGCUGAUGCAGGAUCAGAGGUUAAACGCCGACGCUCAGAGAUUGGCUAUAGAAUUAGCACAGCAGAGAAAUACAACGCAUUCUGUUCUGCGAAAGAGAGUAGGACGGGGAGAAAAUAUCGCACUUCGCUGCUCGUUUAAAGGUUCUCCUCUUACCGGCGCUCGAGCCACGAAUCUAUGGUACGAUGAGAAUACAAAGUUUGAUUGGAAGAACAAAUCAUUCAGUCCAGAGACAGAAAGGUUUACUCAGCUAGUUUGGAAGAAUACCACGAAAGUUGGUUUUGGCAGAUCCCAGUUUACCGACAGAAACGGACGAAUCUGUUUUGUAGUUGUGGCUCGUUACGAACCAGCGGCGAAAAUCGGAGAAAAAAUUUUGGACAACGUGCUUGAACCCAUUAAAGCUAACCGGAAAACCACUAGUAUUAAUUAAAAAAUUAGGAUGGUACACUAUGUUGGAUGGUUUCACACAACUUGGAUUCGGUAUGAAAAGUAAUAAAGUUUGUAUGAUAUUAUUCGUGUAGUACUCUUGAUGAUAUUCUUACAUCUGUCCAUAACCAUAACUGCUGAGCAACAAACGACUUGUUGUAAACAAAACGACUGAUAGAUUGCUUCUUUAGUAAACCGUACCUAAAUUACUGCACGCUUCACUCGACAGCCUGAUGAAAGCAAGC